CUUUUACGUAAAAACGAUCUGUCAGGGAAUCCGCUGGAGGAAGUAGUGCAGUCUCGCUAUAUUGCUGCUUCGGAUACUUUGAUCAUGCCUAAGGAAAUUAAAGAAAUUAAAGACUUUCUGUUAACCGCUCGUCGUAAAGACGCAAGAGCUGUUAAAAUUAUCAAAUUGAAAGACAAAACAAAGUUUAAAGUUCGAUGCCAGAGAUACUUGUAUACUCUAGUUGUUGAUGAUGGAGAAAAAGCUGAUAAAUUGAGGCAAUCUCUACCUCCAGGUCUAACCGUCACAGAUAUCAAGAAGAAGAAGUAGUACUUUACUUCUCGUAUGAUCAAUAUGUAACAAGCUGUAUAAUAAAGACUGGGUUCU
Molecule: messenger RNA, 363 nt
Organism: Trichoplax adhaerens
Lineage: Eukaryota; Metazoa; Placozoa; Uniplacotomia; Trichoplacea; Trichoplacidae
Exons: 5
Coding region: 85-306 (73 amino acids)
Biological process (GO): protein-RNA complex assembly; translation
Cellular component (GO): cytosolic large ribosomal subunit; ribosome
Molecular function (GO): structural constituent of ribosome
Source: RefSeq, a predicted model, not a curated record